AUGUCAGCCAACUUCACCUUCACCAUCCCUGACCUUUCCCCCGUUUGCUCCAACGGCUUGGCAUACAUCCCGUACACAGUUCCUGGCAUCCUCGCCCUCGGCCCCACGCGCGCGGAACGCGAUAUCCUUUAUAGUUGCUGCCACGUUCUGUCCACCAAGAUUUUCUCCAUCAACGACACGGCUUGCUUGCAGACAGCCGUCUGCACCGUCCAAGAGUGUAGCUUGGCAGACCCGAGCUUUGUAUGUGUUGCAACAAUGAGGAAGAGCUGGGGGGUGCAGGGCCUGUUUGGUUGCGGUGCUGGCAUGGAUAGGGAGAAUGCAGCGGUAAGAGGGAGUGUGGGAUUAAGAUGGAAGCCAGUGCUUGCUGCCUUGAUCAGCAUGGUAGCUGGAUUGGGUGUCUAA
Messenger RNA from Plenodomus lingam JN3, 402 nucleotides. RefSeq lists its product as uncharacterized. Lineage: Eukaryota; Fungi; Ascomycota; Dothideomycetes; Pleosporales; Leptosphaeriaceae. The record is from RefSeq and is a predicted model, not a curated record.